GGUCUGGUGUAUAUAAAGGUGCUGCAGAGGCAGUCGCUUCAUAGCACUACUCACAGAGCAUCAACAGAAACGCACGCUGAGCACCAGUGAUCACAACAACAAGGAUGGACCCACAAGACUGCAAGUGUGCCACAGGUGCUUCCUGCUCCUGUGGAGAUUCCUGCAAAUGCAAAGACUGCAAGUGCACAUCAUGCAAGAAAAGCUGCUGCUCUUGCUGUCCUGCCGGAUGCAGUAAAUGCAGCCAGGGCUGCCAGUGCACAAAAGGAUGCGACACCUGCAGCUGCUGCAACUGACCUGCUGCAAGCCUGACAGCACAUGUGAAAUAGAUGCUAGUGUUUGUCUUCUGAUCUGUCUCUGUUGCAGUAUUUGUCUGUUUAAUAUUGUAAAUGAGUGUCCUUGUUAGUUUUUUUUCAUAAUAAAGAAACGCAUUAAAAACC
This is a messenger RNA of Spea bombifrons (plains spadefoot toad), 437 nucleotides long. RefSeq names its product metallothionein-like. The coding region runs from base 105 to 293 and encodes 62 amino acids. The transcript is spliced from 3 exons. The record is from RefSeq and is a predicted model, not a curated record. NCBI's taxonomy places the organism in Eukaryota, Metazoa, Chordata, Amphibia, Anura, Pelobatidae. Gene Ontology annotation, molecular function: metal ion binding.